This is a messenger RNA of Plectropomus leopardus (leopard coralgrouper), 4961 nucleotides long. The record is from RefSeq and is a predicted model, not a curated record. NCBI's taxonomy places the organism in Eukaryota, Metazoa, Chordata, Actinopteri, Perciformes, Serranidae.
UCCAAAGUUCCUUUCACUGGAACUAAGGGGCCAAGCCCAGCUCCUGAAAAACAACCCCACACCAUAAUUCCUCCUCCACCAAAUUUCACAGUCGGCACAAUGCGGUCUGAAAUGUACCGUUCUCCUGGCAACCUCCAAACCCAGACUCGUCCAUCAGAUUGCCAGAUGGAAAAGCGUGAAUCAUCACUCCAGAGAACGCGUCUCCACUGCUCUAGAGGCCAGUGGCGGCGUGCUUUACACCAUUGCAUCCGACGCUUUGCAUUGCACUUGGUGAUGUGUGGCUUGGCUGCAGCUGCUCGGCCAUGGAAACCCAUUCCAUGAAGCUCUCUGCGUACUGUACUUGGGCUAAUCUGAAGGUCACAUGAAGUUUGUAGCUCUGUAGCAAUUGACUGUGCAGAAAGUCGGCGACCUCUUUGCACUAUGCGCUUCAGCAUCCGCUGACCCCUCUCCGUCACUUUACGUGGCCUACCACUUCGUGGCUGAGUUGCUGUUGUUCCCAAACGCUUCCAUUUUGUUAUAAUAGAGCUGACAGUUGACUGUGGAAUAUUUAGGAGCGAGGAAAUUUUACGACUGGAUUUGUUGCACAGGUGGCAUCCUAUGACAGUUCCACGCUGGAAUUCACUGAGCUCCUGAGAGCGGCCCAUUCUUUCACAAAUGUCUUGUUUCACAGUCUGCAUGCCUGAGUGCUUGAUUUUAUACACCUGUGGCCAGGCCAAGUGAUUAGGACACCUGAUUCUGAUCAUUUGAAUGGGUGAGCGAAUACUUUUGGUAAUAUAGUGUAUAUCGACAUUGAUCCAACAGACUGUCACUCUACAUUAAUAUAUAUCUAUGACAGCAUAGAUCCAACAGACCGUAUGAACAUAGAUAUUGAUCAGAUAGAUAUAUCAGUUGUUGUCAGUCUGUGUGCGUAGCCUGCUGGAGCGUGCGCGUGCCCGCGGAGCAGUGAGCGCGCCUGCUGGUGCUGAUGGAGCGGAGCCUCGUGCAGAGGGAGCAGCUCAGCGUGAGGAGGAGGAGGAGGAGGAGCGGGGACCCUCCGUCCGAUCAGAUCAUCGAUCCGUGAUGAUCGAUCCGCGGUCGCGCUGAUCAGCUGAUCUCCGAGCGGCUGCACGAGGCGACAAUCAGCAGCACCAAUCAGUGAUCAAUCGAUCACACCUUCUGGGGUGACACGCGGCGGGAGACAAUCAGCUGGUCCCGGACCCUGCUGGACCCUGCUGGAUCUGGGGUCCCUCCGGAGGAUGUGAGCGGCGGUCCGCAGGCCGGAGCCCCGCCGGAGCCGCAGGAAGCCCCGCAGCAGGUCAGAAGACCUAAAGACGGUUUAACCCCCUCUACAGGCCGGCCGAGGAAGUGGACCUCUAACAGCUAGCAGCUAAGGGCUAACGGUUAGCAGGUCCCUGGAGUGGCGUCCUGCUGCGUUGAGGCUGUUGAUGGCCGCAGGAGUGAACUACUGGAGCUCUUAUGAACCCAGUUACAAGGUGAGUGAGAGCGUGUGGGGCGGCGAACACGAGUCCUGCAGUAGUGAGGAGGGAGGAGGCGGGGUCACAUGGGACACACACGCCAUGGAGGUCAAAGGUCAACUCAUCUCAGCACCUGACCCCCUCAGCUAUCCCGACAGGAAGCAGCGGGAGCGAAUGGCGGAGCUGCAGGAGAGGAGGCGGGGCCUGCAGGCGCUGCUGAGCACCCGAUUGGCUGAGCUCAGACGCAUCUGUCUGCAGGAGGCAGAGCUGACGGGGGCGGUGCCAAGUGACUUUCCCCUGGAGGUGGGAGAGAAGCUGCCAUGUGUCCGCCGGAGAGGGGGUGUGACUCGCCAAGCAAACAGGAAGUGCAGAAUAGAGGAGGAAGACUCUCAGCGUCCAAAGCCUAAGAAAACUUUAUUCAGUGGAGCUCUGAGGAAACACAGUGACCAUGAACACAACACACACACACACCACGGCAAGAGGACUGUCCACAGAGGCUGCCACACAGACGACACAGUGAGGUCAGAGAGCAGCUCAACGUCAGACUCGACAGGACUUGAUAAUGAUGACGGUGUGUCUCAGUGUCGCCCCCCGCUGGUCUCUGCUGGUUCUCCAGUUGAAGUUUUCUACCAGAACAAAACCAGAAGAAACUCACUGCACAACAGGUCGGACUAUCCGGAGACUCUUCAAAAGCCCCUCCCCCUGCCCCCCUCCCACCCUCCUGCCCCCCCCACCCAUUCUCAGGACUCGUCCUCGUGCCCCUCUGAUCCUGGUCCUGGGGGGGAUGGCAGGGUCCGUGUGAAUGUUGCUCGCCACAGUAACAGCUCGGAUGGCCUCUGGACCGCAGCGACCCCCCAGAGGAGGAGGCGGGGCCUCAGCAGGGGAGUUUGGGUAAACGGCCUGCAGGGGUCCAGAGGCACGACGGCAGUGUUCAGGAGCUCCGAGACUCUGACGGACGGACGCAUGAGGGCGAGGGCGAGGACAAAUAAUGGGCUUCCAGAGGGUGGGGGGGCAGGGCGGGGGCGAGGGGGUGGGGCCAGAGGAGGUGGGUACAGUGAGGUGCUGCUGGACUACGUUUGGGGGAAGCAGCAGCAGUUGCAGCGGCAGCAGUCCCAGUCCAGCAGCCGGCAGCCAAUCACGGCGCACCACCAGCCGCUCUACAACGGGUACUCCGCCCAGCACCCCUCUGCUGCCCCGCCCACCUACCGCGGUCAACCCGGAGACCAGCGGCGAGUCAAAGUGACCCGAACCAAGUCCUGCGGGCCCUUCCUGCCGGUGCAGCAGAGCCAGACCGAUACCCAUAGUCCUCCUCUGACCGCCAUCCAGCCAGACCCCCACCCCCACCUGCUGCCCCCUCGCCCCCCACAGCUGCCCCCCGCCCAGGAUGCCCAGCUGGAGGAGGCUACCAGGAGCCUGCACAAGGCCUUGGCCCUGGAAGGUCUGAGGGACUGGUACCUGCGGAACACGAUAGGCUCAGCCCACCAAAACCAGCCCAACAGCAAGGUCAACGCCGGGGUCAACACCAAGGUCAAUGGGGGGGUCAAAGGUCAGGCUGGAGGGGGCGGAGCUCUGCAGGACAGACGGAGGACGACUCACGGGGUCCUCCAGCCGUCAACCUUUAAGACGGAGACAAGUCAUCACCAAGCUGCAACGCAUCAAAAGAAGACGCUGCCGCAUUCUGCCACCUUCCACGGACACCCACUGCACGGCAGGUCGGUGGAAGGCUCGCUGUAUCCCGACAUCCCUCAGAAACAGGAAGACCAGCCGUCUCCUGGGACUCUGGUCUGAUUCUCCGACCAAUCAGGAUGCCGAUGGACAGACAGGAGGACCAAUCCCGGGCUGGAUCCCUGGGAUCAGCAGGGACCUGGAGGACAAUCAGGAGAGCCUGGAGAACCUGGAGAACCUGGAGAACCUGGAGAACCAGGUCCUCGGUGAUUCUCCUUGGGUUGAGUUUCACCUGAACCCCACCCCCACGCCCACCAUGAUGUCACUCAGAGGGGGAUGAUGUCACUGUCCUGUGGAGGGCGGGGUCUGGCCUCAGGACUUACCGCCCAGAGGGAUUCUGGGUAAAAAGCGGCUGUCAUGUGACACGUUUCAAACUGAGCGUCAGGUGUUUUUUUUACUGUCGGAUGUUUUUUACAUUUUCUACAAGGACGUCUGCGGUCUGACUCUGCGCCGACAAUCAGAACACGCCCACCUUUUAUAGCAGCCUUUCAUAAAGAGACAAUGAUAUCACCAGCUGACAUCAGUAGCUCCGCCCACAGAUGGCGACCUGUGUGACCCUCAGGUGAGUCCAGACACCAGCAGGUGACCCUCUUCAGGUAUUCUCACAUCUCUACACUACGUGUGACCAGGUCUCCGCUCUGAGAGCAAUAAGAGGGGCGGGGCCUCCGCGGCGUGCGGCGUGGAUGAACCGUGGACUGUUCAGGAUGAAAAUGGUUUGCAGCGACAAUCAGAUGAUGAUGUCAGAGUGUUGAAGCGUCAGUAAAACUGUCUUUUACAGACGCCCAUGAACUCACCGCGAAUGAAACCAGCAUCGGAUGAUCAUCAGCGAGUUGAUUAUUAAUUAUUGAUUACUGAUCAAUGACAUGUCUCUCUGUGUGUUGUGAUUAACGUGUGUGCUUUUUACUCUGAGUCCACUUUCUGUCUCUCCUUCAUGGAAACCAGUCCGACCUCCAGCUGCCUCUCACAGGAAGCCACGGUCACAUGACAUGGUCACAUGAGGCGGUCACAUGACAUGGUCACAUGACGCGGUCACACAUGACACUGCAGUCGCGCGCCGAGUUUCUCUGCAGCAGAAAUGUUUCCUGAUGGUUGUUUUUGUUCUUUCAUCAGAUCGUGUUGUUGUUGUCAUAGCGUCAUGGCGCUCUUCCUGUUUCCUGACGCAGGGCGGACGAGCUGAUUGGCUGUCGGUUUGGUGUGUUCAGGUGAACUUUCAGGUGGUUUCGGGGCCUGACCGAGUGCUGCCGUCUGGUUGGCUGCAGACACUGUCAUGUGACUGCAGCUUCUGAGGAGCAGGAAGAGUCCCAGCAUGCACUUCUUCUAACUCACACCAAAGCAGGAAACAGAAAUAUGUAAAUACCGUCUGAUACUGCAGUACCAAUACUUCACACCGGCAGGCUACUGCACAGUACAAAUACUCUGCACACACCAACCAAACCCUGUUCACAUGUCAGAGGAUUUAAGGCCGUCUGUGUAUCGCUCUGAGUUCUCUGACAUGUCCUCAAAGUACUCUGACAUGUCCUUGCAGUAUUCUCUGAUGCGUCCUUGCAGCAUUUGUUCAGAGUACUUUUACUGCAGACUGCUGGUGUAUUAGUAGUAUUGGUACUGCCCGUGUUGUCCCAGUAUUUGCUCCCUUCAGGUCCAGCUGUUGUCCCGCAGUGGACGGUCUGUCCUCAGCGAUGCGUUCAGGUGCACUCUGUACAGUCAGGACUUUGUGUAAAAAUAAUUUUUUAUCUUUGUGGCUCGUUUGUAUUUUUUCACUCUUUCUGUCGGAGGAGAAAAUAA